This is a messenger RNA of Astyanax mexicanus (Mexican tetra), 3475 nucleotides long. RefSeq names its product carbohydrate (N-acetylgalactosamine 4-sulfate 6-O) sulfotransferase 15 (gene chst15a). The record is from RefSeq and is a predicted model, not a curated record. The coding region runs from base 857 to 2422 and encodes 521 amino acids. The transcript has 8 exons. Gene Ontology annotation, biological process: hexose biosynthetic process. NCBI's taxonomy places the organism in Eukaryota, Metazoa, Chordata, Actinopteri, Characiformes, Acestrorhamphidae. Gene Ontology annotation, molecular function: N-acetylgalactosamine 4-sulfate 6-O-sulfotransferase activity.
GAGAGAGAGCGUGAUAGAGAGAAAAAGGGAGACAGGGAGAGGGAGAGAAACGGAGAGAGAGAGGUGUACUCACUAAAUAGGAGUGAGAGAGAGGUGUACUCAGUGAAUAGAGAGAGAGAGUGAGAGAGAGAGAAAGACAGAGAGGUGUACUCAGUGAAAAGAGAGAGAGGGAGAGAGAGAGAGAGAGAGAGGGGUGUACUCACUGAAUAGGGGUGAGGGAGAGGUGUACUCAGUGAACAGAGAGAGAGAGUAAGAGAGAGAGAGAGAGAGAGAGAGAGAGAGAGAGGUGUACUUAGUUAAAGGGGGAGAGAGAGAGCGAGAGAAAGAGAGAGAGAGAGAGAGAGAGAGGUGUACUCAGUGAACGGGGGACUCGCUGUCAGAAUCGGAGUGUCCGUUGGAAAGUUUGAGCUGCGCGCGGAGAUUUACUCUCAGCGGUUUCCGAGGCUUUAAGGACACACGGAGAUAUAUCAAGUUUCUGAGGAACACACCCCACUGUCAUCUGAGCUGCCAUAAGUGUGACCUCAACAACAAUAUCUGCUGUGUGUGUGGAGAAAUGCUCAAAUGCUUCAAAGAUUGGGAUCUGACUGAAGUCUGAGGUGAUUUUGCCCUCACCAACCUGCCCACUCAUUUCUCAAAGCGUCUCCACAGCCCACAGGCAUCCCAUCACAAACAAUGGCUCAGAGCCGCAGGGACAGCCCCUGCUGAAAGAGCAACGUUAAUAUCACGAGACUGUAAUUUACUGCUGCUUUUUCCAGGAGCUCCCGGUGUUGGAUUAAUCCUGUUUCCAUAAUUUAAUAUCUCAAUGGAACCUUCUUGACAAUCAAAUAGCAUAUGUUAGCCAUAAGGAGAGACCGCAAUGGACUACAAAUAUGGCCUCCUUACUGGCACUGUGGAUGAAAUGGGGGACUACAAAAGACGGCCUGUGCUGCUGAGCUUGGGAGAUGGAUGGUCUGCCUUUUUGACCCCAGUGGAUGAGAGCAGGGCUCAAUGCCAGUCAUGGGGUCCCUGGGGUCUUGGAUCCGUACGCAAAGUCAAGGUCUUCAGCUUCGUGUUUGGUCUUCUAGCCACGUUCCUCAUCAUGGCUUCCUAUAUCCUGACAAGAGACCAGAACGGACUAUUACUUACACCGUCCCCGUCCCAGUUCAGGGUAACGUCUCAGCCCAUAAACCUGUCCUCAGGAAAAGACAAUGCUGGAGUAAAGGAGGUGGUCAGGAAUAUUGUAGCCAAAGUGGAGUUCCAGCAAAGAAAAGUGCCUGGCCUAAUGGAGCUGAGGGAGAGAGAACCUCAUAUUUUCUCCGUAAUCCCUCGUAAAUUUCUUCCCUACCUCAAAAACCCCUGCUGGUAUGAGGAACACACUGGGAACAGCACAGUAGACCCAUACAGGAGGAACUCGUAUGCCCUUUACUCCAAACGCUUCCAGGCAGUGUAUGAUCACCUGCGCAGUGCUUUUCAGGAGCACCUCCACCAUCACGCGGGAAGAAGCUACCGCCUCCGCUGUCUGCCCUAUUUCUACAUCAUCGGUCAGCCCAAGUGUGGCACCACAGAUCUCUACGAUCGCCUUCGGCUGCACCCGCAGGUCCAGUUCACCACCAUGAAGGAGCCGCACUGGUGGACACGAAAGAGGUUUGGUAUCAUCAGGCUAAGUGAAGGUUUCCGUAACCCAUAUCCCCUGAAAGACUACCUGGACCUAUUCGAUCUGGCUGCUUAUGAGAUACAAGACCUACUGGGCAACUUUUCCAGAGAAAACACCCAGCUGGACCUUAUAAUUGGAGAGGCCAGUGCAUCCACUAUGUGGGACAACAACGCGUGGGUUUACUUCUAUGACAAUGGAACAGGAAUGGAGCCUCCUUUUUUGGUGCAGGACUUUAUCCAUGCAGUCCAACCACAAGCCAAGUUCAUAGUGAUGCUGCGAGAUCCUGUAGAAAGGCUAUAUUCAGACUAUCUGUACUUCGGCUUGGCAAAUAAGACAGUGGAGGACUUUCAUGAGCGUGUAUCAGAGUCCUUGCAGCUUUUUGAAGUCUGCCUGGCUGAGAGGUCCAUGCGUUCCUGUGUUUACAACACCACCCUCAACAACGCCAUGCCUGUGAGGCUGCAGGUGGGGCUGUACGUGGUCUAUCUGCUCGACUGGCUCAGUGUGUUUAGCCGAGAGCAGAUCCUGGUCCUGCGACUGGAGGAUCAUGCCACGAAUAGGAAACGCACCAUGCACAGAGUUUUCGACUUCCUACAUUUAGGGCCACUCACUCAGCAGAAAGAAGCAGACAUCACUAAAAGUCCAGCGUCCAACACCAGGAAACCGGCCAACCGGAAUCUGGGGCCCAUGCUGCCCAUCACCAAAGACAUUCUGCAGAGUUUCUAUAGACCGUUCAACAAAAGACUGGCACAAGUUCUUCGUGACACAGCUUUUCUGUGGACACAGUCAUAGCGGUCAACACUUUUUUUUUUUAAAGCCACUUUUUACUUUUCUAGGACUAUGUCUGGUCCAUCUGUGGACAGACUAAAUCAGGGGGAAAUGUUCUUCUGUGUGACGGUGUUGUGGCUGGUCCAGAGAUUGACACCCCAGCAGCAGGAUUAUGCAACAGGCAAAGCUUCUUGUGCACUAGUCUUUGAUAAAGUGCAUCAUGAGCGAUUAAAAUGGCGGCUCUGGCCACUGAAGUGGAAGCCCAGUUCUGAAGAACCAAAAAAAGGGAAAUGCUAAUGUUAACUAUGUCUAAGCGCAACCAUUUCCUCCACACUGAUUCUAAAAGCCAAUUUAUACUUCUUUUCGUCAAACCUACGCCAUAGCCUAUACUGUAGAAUAAUGAGGACCUUCCCAGAUAACCUUGAAUGUUAUAAGAAUGUUUAGCAAUGUUUUAAGAAAGCAGUUAAGGAAGCAGCCUGUAAUGUUACAGAAAUAAUUAUUAGGAACAUAAUAAUGGUUUGCAUCACAACGUUACUAGAAUGUUUCUCACACAGCGUUCCCAGCUAGGCGAACACUAGCAUUGAAAUGGAACCAUUAAAAGUAACAUUCCCAAAACUAAAAAUUUAAACCUCGCAACAACCUUACUAGAAUGUAUAAAAAUAAUAAAUAAAAGUUCCAAGAGCAUCCAGAAAACUUGACAGAUUAAACAUUCUAAGAACCUUAACUGUAUCGUUCAGAAAACAUUCUACUUGUCACGGAUGUGUAGGAUAUAUGUAAGAUAUAUGCAGAUUUGAGAUUUUUUUUAAACAAACAGGAUAUACAAAAGCAAAACUGAAAGCAAACACGGGUAGCACAAAAACUAAGAAACAAGACUGGGAUACUAAAUUAACUAAAUGAACUAAGACUAGACUAAGCUAAGAAAACUAAGCUAAGAAACUAUAUAUAAGGAACAACACUGAGAUCUAAGACUAAACUCACACUAAGCACCCAAAACAACAGACCUGGAUGCAGGAAACACAGAGAUUCAGUGGUACACAAAAAAUACUUGACAAGGAAACACUCACUACAGCAUAUACA